AUGGAUGCUCACUCAAUCAUCGGCGCCGGCUCCGCCUCCCUGAGCCCGACCUCGCCCGUCAGUGCCCGCAAUGCUCCCAUCAUCAAGCGGAAGAGGAGCACCGGCGGCCUGGACAGCAGUCCGGGCAGCGCCGCCGGCGCCGACGAGGAUCAAUCCAUGCUCGAGCCCGAGAAGAAGAGGCAGCCCGGCGUGAAACGUGCCUGCAACGAGUGUCGCCAGCAAAAGUUGCGGUGCGAUGUGGUACAAGACCCCUUCCAGAGCUGCUCCCGGUGUAACCGCCUGAAGCUCGAUUGCAAGAUCGAGUCCAAUUUCAAGCGCAUAGGCAAGAGAUCCAAACAUGCCGAGAUGGAAAAGGAAAUCGAUCGCCUGCGCCGCAACAUAUCGCAGGCCAGGGCCCAGGGGUACAUCGUAGACGAGGAGCCAGAGGACCACCACCACUCUCAGCUUCAGUCUCCUGUUGCCAACAGUGCUUAUUCGCACACGCGCAACCCCUCUCUAAUGGGGUCCGACGAGGCUGUCACUUCUCUGCUCACUCUCAAGAGGGGCGGCUCCUACAGCAUGGCCACUCACUAUGCUUAUGAGUUGGAAGGCGUCCGGCUGACCGAGCAGGACGUCGUCGGGCUCUUUCAAGAAUUCUUCGCAUACUACCACCCAUUCCUGCCUUUCCUAAACCCCGACCAGUCGCCUGAUCUCUAUUUCCAGCAACAUGCCUUGCUAUUUUGGACCAUCAUCGCAAUUGCAUCGCGACGUUACACAGCCAGGCCCACCAUCCUUCACGAUCUUUCCAGUGGACCAUUGCAUCGGCUCCUCUGGGGCACCGUCGGGGAUGUCCCCAACAGUUACUUCGUUGUCAAGGCCCUGUGUCUGAUCUGCACGUGGCCUUUACCUACCAGUACCACGACGGCUGAUCCGACCCAUAUCCUCUGCGGCGUCAUGAUGAAGGCUGCCACCGGCAUCGGCCUGCACCGCCCCAGCCACACGCAGGACUUCUCCCGCGUCUCCGUCGAGCUGAAUAAGGAUCAACUCCACGACCGCGUCACAACUUGGGCCGUCUGUAACAUUGUUGCCCAGCACGUCGGCUCAGGCUACGGCCAGCCAGCGUCGAGUCUUUAUGACUGGACCCUUGCCAUUCGCCCUGGUGAGGAUGGACCUUUCACCCUAAGCCCCGAACUGGAAGCCAGACUUCGAAUCGAGCGCUUCUGUGACAAGGUCUCCAAGGAGAUGUACAGCAAUGCCAGCGAUCCCAGAGGUGUGGCGGGUGACGAGCAUCGAGCGAUGCUGAUGCGCGUCUACCGCCGAGAUUACCAGGAACUACAGGCUUCCAUCAUGUCGCAGCACUUGUCGCCAAUCGUGGAGGUACAUCUCAAAGCCGCAGCCGUACAUCUGCGCCUAGCUGGAUUCUUCGAUUCGAGUACCACUCCCGGCUACGUAGACGAUCUGAUGGGACUCUGGCGAGCGGUGACAAGCUUCUUGGACCUGCUGUUCGAAGACAGCAACCACCACAUCCUGCGCUUCUCCACCAAUUAUCUGCAGCAGAUGCUCGUGGCGGCUGGCUUCGCGCUACUGAAGCUGAUGAGAUCCUUCUUCGCCAAGUCCGUGGGAGACUUUGAUCGCGGCCGGACACUGUUCCACAAGACCAUUAAUGCAAUCCGCGCUACGAGCGUCCAGGAUAACGAUCUCCAGUGGCGGCUGGCCGAGCUCAUCGUGCAGAUGUGGAACGGCGCAAGAAUUGACCAUUCCAACACCUCGUACCGAGACGGCGACAAGAUUGAGGUCGAUGAUAGUUUGCAGCUGAAGGUGCGCUGCCGGCAUAGCAUGAGUCUCGUGUAUGAUUCCAUCUGGCGAUGGAGAGAGGAAUACCAAGCCCAAGGGCGAGGUACACUUGACGCUAACGAGUCUUCAGCAUCAUCUACACACCUGGACAGCACGCUCAUGCCUCCUCAAAACAACAUGCCCAACCUGAUUGCUGCCAAUGGCGCCCUGACACCUACUGCUAACAACGGCAUGAGUGCCGCCCCCAGUAGUAUGAUUGCAGGCAUGGGCUACGGGGGAGACCCCAACUAUGAUUUCUUUGACCCGCAACAUUGGAUGCUGGACGGGUUGCUUGAUUUCAACUACUCUUAUCCGCAACCCCUGGAAGGCAUGUAG
Messenger RNA from Neoarthrinium moseri, 2148 nucleotides. RefSeq lists its product as uncharacterized. Gene Ontology annotation, biological process: regulation of DNA-templated transcription. The transcript is spliced from 3 exons. Gene Ontology annotation, cellular component: nucleus. The coding region runs from base 1 to 2148 and encodes 715 amino acids. Gene Ontology annotation, molecular function: transcription cis-regulatory region binding; zinc ion binding; DNA-binding transcription factor activity, RNA polymerase II-specific. NCBI's taxonomy places the organism in Eukaryota, Fungi, Ascomycota, Sordariomycetes, Amphisphaeriales, Apiosporaceae. The record is from RefSeq and is a predicted model, not a curated record.